CCGGCGGGGCUCGGCUCCCAGCGUGCCCCGCGGCGCGGACACGCCUCCCGGCGGGGCUCGGCUCCCAGCGUGCCCCGCACCGCAGCAGCAUGGCGGCCCUGGCGCGUGGGGCGUGGGUCCCGCGCGCGGGGCGCUGGUGCCGGGCGCUGCGCGGGGCCCCCGGGGUCCUAGCGCCGCCGGCUCCUCCCGCUCCUCCCGCUCCCUCCGCCGGGGCCUCAGCGCCGCCCCCCCCGCCCCCUCCCUCAACCGGGGCCCGGGCGCUGGCGGCGGCGCUGGGCGCCGGGGCGGCGGCGCUGGUGCUGCUAUGGUUCCGGGGCAGCGAGGCCCGGCGGUCUCCGCUGCCCGCCCUGCCCGCCCUGCGCGCCGCCGUGCCCGCUCCGCCGCCCUCCUCGCCCCGCGCCGCCUUCAACUUCAUCGCCGACGUGGUGGAGAAGACGGCGCCGGCGCUGGUCUACGUGGAGAUCGUGGGCAGACAUCCCUUUUCGGGCCGUGACGUGCCCAUCUCCAAUGGCUCGGGCUUCCUGGUGUCUCCGGACGGGCUCAUCGUGACCAACGCGCACGUGGUGGCGAACCGGCGGCGCGUGCGGGUGAAGCUGGCCAGCGGCGAGCAGUACGACGCCGCGGUGCAGGACGUGGACCAGGUCGCGGACAUCGCCACCAUCAAGAUCAAGGCGAAGCACCCGCUGCCCACGCUGCCCCUCGGGCGCUCCUGCGAGGUGCGGCAGGGCGAGUUCGUGGUGGCCAUGGGCAGCCCCUUCGCCCUGCAGAACACCAUCACCUCCGGCAUCGUCAGCUCGGCCCAGCGCGGCAGCCGGGAGCUGGGCCUGGCCGCCUCCGACAUGGAGUACAUCCAGACCGACGCCGCCAUCGACUUUGGGAACUCCGGGGGCCCCCUCGUCAACCUGGACGGUGAAGUGAUUGGGGUCAACACCAUGAAGGUGACGUCAGGCAUCUCCUUUGCCAUCCCCUCCGACCGGCUGCGUGCGUUCCUGCAGAAGGAGGAGCAGCGCAAGGGCUCCUGGUUCGGCAGCACAGAGGCAAAGCGCCGCUACAUCGGGGUGAUGAUGCUGACGCUCACGCCGAGCAUCCUGGCGGAGCUGAAGCUGCGUGACCCCAGCUUCCCCGACGUGGCGCACGGGGUGCUGAUCCACAGGGUGAUCAUCGGCUCCCCGGCCCAUCAGGCAGGGCUGAAGGCGGGCGACGUGGUGCUGGAGAUCAACGGGCAGCCGUCGCGGCGCGCGGAGGACGUGUAUGAGGCCGUGCGGACGCAGCAGAGCCUGGCCUUGCUGGUGCGGCGCGGCUACGACACGCUGCUGGUGAGCGUCGUCCCCGAGGUGACGGAGUAGCGGCGCUGCCACGCGGGCCGGCGGUGCCGCCAGAGCCGAGGGCGCAGGACGUGUCUGGCGGUCAGGGACAGACUGAGGGGCUGGAAGGGGCAGGCAGAGGGGCCUGGCCCGGUGCCGGGGUGGACUCGUGGUACAACCGUUCCCCCUGAACUCAAAUAAAGCACUUUUGUAGCGACCCCA
This is a messenger RNA of Columba livia (rock pigeon), 1526 nucleotides long. It is a transcript of the gene HTRA2, whose product is annotated as HtrA serine peptidase 2. NCBI's taxonomy places the organism in Eukaryota, Metazoa, Chordata, Aves, Columbiformes, Columbidae. The coding region runs from base 90 to 1346 and encodes 418 amino acids. Gene Ontology annotation, molecular function: protein binding; serine-type endopeptidase activity. Gene Ontology annotation, biological process: proteolysis; positive regulation of apoptotic process; programmed cell death. The record is from RefSeq and is a predicted model, not a curated record. The transcript has 8 exons. Gene Ontology annotation, cellular component: mitochondrion.